This is a messenger RNA of Phyllotreta striolata, 890 nucleotides long. The record is from the annotation of a GenBank genome assembly. NCBI's taxonomy places the organism in Eukaryota, Metazoa, Arthropoda, Insecta, Coleoptera, Chrysomelidae.
AGGAAGGUACAUAUUAGGGAAACAAUGAAUAAAUAUUUCACCAGUAACAGAAAUGAUUCAAAAAUAACAGUGUUAAAUGGACUACAGAACAGUAUUCGACAAUACUUUAUCUUCCCUGAACACACUUUAAGGAACUUCGAAGCAAACAUCGAUGAAAUCGUUAAAAAAGCGAAGAAUGGACAAUUAAAAGAACUCACUGUUGAUGAUAAACCUCUCAGAACAAAAUAUUUCUUCGGUGAGCGGUACACUUACGGUCAUCCAGAAAAUAGCUUAGGAUCAGAAAGGCUCUAUCCAGAAGGAUCUGUAGACGUGAUUCCUAGCUGGAUAGCCCACAAUAUAAUAAAACCGCUUGUUGAAGUGAACAUUCUACCUGAAAACUUCGUCAACAGCGUGGUCAUCAACGAUUACAAACCAAGAGGUUGCAUUGUAUCUCACAUUGAUCCUCCGCAAAUUUUCGACAGACCCAUCGUCUCGCUGAGUUUAUUCAGCGAUAGCGCGCUCAGUUUUGGUUGUAAAUUUCAUUACAAGCCUCUGAGAAGCUCAAAGCCUCUAUUUAGAUUACCCAUGCCUAGAGGAGUGGUUACAUCAUUAAGUGGAUUUGCUGCGAAUGAAAUAACACAUUGUGUAAGACCAGAAGACGUGACUCAAAGGCGUACAGUGAUAAUGCUCCGCAGAGUGCACGAUUUCGCUCCUCGUUUGUCUCCUCUCACAGGGAAUCUGCUCCAUAUUACUAGCAAUGAAGUCUUGAAAAUUCGUAAGGCUCUAAUGCAGAAAUGUAUCGACUCCUGCAGGUCUACAAAAGGAAAAAUACAAAAGCCUUAUAAAUAAUAAACCUGUUCUGUCCUAGUUGAUAACUAUACGCUUUAAAAUUGUUAAUAAACGUUAUUUAU